GGGUAUUGGUGAGUUCUAACAGAAGUAGACAAUGGGUAUUAUUGUUAAAAAAAAAAAAAUUUAGUAUUAAUUCAAAUUUUUUAAAAUAUUAAGUACUUUUCCCCCUAUUUUCCCUAAAAGAAAAAUAUAAAUUUUUGCAUCAACUGUACAAAGCAUCGCAUUUCAUUUAUUUUAAUUUUUUCAAAAAGAAAAAAAAAAUGGUAGUAACCAGUAUAAGCCUUCUCCAACAAAAUAUUAACAAAGGGAGAAAAACAUUUUUUUCUCUAAUAAAAUAGAGAAAUAAAUUUUUAAGAUUUAUUAUUUUAAUUUUUUUAAUAGAGAAGGACUUAAUCUUUUUAACAGAAUAAUUUAAAAUAAAAUUGUUAUUUUGAUUUACAUUAUUCAUGGAGAGAUAAUGAUAAUAUUAAUUUGAGUGGUGAAAUAUUAAUUGGAGAGAAAAUGUUAAUAUGAUUUGAAAGAGAGAAUUUUUAAAAUAAUUUGUGGGAUAGGGAAGUGAUAGGAAAUUGGGGGGUGUAGGAUAGUUUGUCAUUGAUGUAACUUCCAAGCAUUACUUUGUUAUGUUUAUGAAUCGUGUAAGAAUGAUCAUGACAAUUACAAACGUCUAAGUAGAUUUUUUACUUUAACAUGUACUUUGUUAGUUCUAUAAAUAUGAUUAUGAAAGUUUGUUAGUCAUUCUUUCUGAUUCGCUACCACUUUUCCCAUCGUAGAAAGCUUAUGAAGCAUUUAAAUAUUACUGUGGCCUCAGCAGGGCCAUGUUUCUACUCAUGUUAUUCCAUUCGAUCAUUAAGCUAGGUUUGACGAAGUAAACGUCAAAAGUCACUGUUCCACUACACGUUAGAGGUCGAUUUUUUCCAGCAAAAAAGAACGUCAAAAGUCACUGUUCCACUCUUCACACGUUAAUAUAAAUUUUGUGGUCCAUAGUGUUUCCAUUUAUUCAAUCGUUAACCGAAGGUACAUGAAUGGAAGAUAAUCUUGGUCAAGUUAAGAAGACUCCGAGUUAGGUUUUCCAUUAAAUUUAUUAUACAUAAAACUUGCUCCUUACGGUCGGUUUCUCAAGUCUCCCUAGUCAUUUGGAUGUGAUACUUUUAAAAAUAGUCAGACAGAAAAGUAUUCAGCGUGGGACACGAAUUAAACCUCUUUGAUACUAAGUUGAGUAAAUACAACUUUAUUAAGUAGAAGAGUAAUAUUCUUAGUCUCUUUUAACUAAAUUAACAGAGUUUCAUAUUUAAAAGUUGGUAUAAUCAGUACUUUAAAAAAAUCAUAUAUACAAGUAUGAAGUGAUAAAGCAUGUAAUAUUUUAGGCACUUAUAUAUCUUUUAUAUUAUCAAGCAUAAUAUCAAAAUAUCGAUCGAUGGCCACAAUGAGAUCACUACUUUUCCCUCUACUUUGUUCACUCUUUAUUCUCGUUGCUCAACGAGCCACAGCCCAGACCAUUUGUUUUAAUGAGAAAGGUAACUUCACCCUUAACAGUACCUACCAUGAUAAUCUCAAUCACGUCCUCUCAAACCUUCUCAACUCCCAAAACCACAAUGGCGACGGCUUUUACAAUUUCUCUUACGGCAGUGCCUCCAACCAAGUUUUCGCAAUCGGAGCAUGCCAAGGGGACGUUACGAUCGAGGUCUGCCGGAGCUGUCUUAACGAGACUAUGCAUAUUGUCCGAGAGGCCUGCCCCAAUCAGAAGGAGGUAAUCCAAUGGGCCGACAAAUGCAUGUUGCGCUACUCUAACCGCUCCUUGUUUGGCCUCAUGGAAACUAGUCCAAAUAAAAUUUUAUAUAAAACCGCAAACGUACCAUCCGAUUCUGUUGUGGCAUAUUUUGAUGUUCUAAUGAAUUUGACAAAUAACCUGAAAAGUCGAGCUGCGGCUGGUGGCUCUCUUCGAAAAUUUGCUGCAGCAAGUGUACAAAGUCCAAUACUAUUUAAAACCAUAUAUGGGCUUGUGAUGUGCACACCUGACUUGUCCCAGAACGACUGCAUCAAUUGUUUGGAAAAUGCAAUUGGAACUUUUCCGGGAUCGGAAUUUAGGACAUUUGGGGGAAUAAUAUUGGUCCCCAGUUGUAAAUUUAGAUAUGAAGAUUACAUCUUCUAUAAUCCUACGGCCGAAGAAGCUCCGCCGCCAUCCCCACUGCCAAAACCCCAAACGGCAUCUCCUCCUCCCCCAUUAAUGAUUGAACCCGGAACGAAGAAUAACACGUCUUCAGCUCGAACAAUAGUUAUUAUUGUUGUUUCAUCUACUGCGUUUGUGGGAUUAAUCAUCUCCCUCGUUAUUAUUAUGUCUUUUGUUCAAGUUAAUCACCGCUCAAAAGAACCUGCUGUGGAAGAAACUACAACAGUGGAAUCCUUGCAAUACAGUUUUGAGACAAUGAAACUUGCUACAGAUAAUUUCUCCGAGAAAAAUAAGCUUGGAGAGGGUGGAUUUGGUAUUGUUUACAAGGGUAGACUUUCUAAUGGACAAAACAUAGCAGUGAAAAAAUUAUCUAGAAGAACAGCCCAAGGUGAUCUCGAAUUCAAGAAUGAGGUAAUGCUAGUUGCCAAGCUUCAACACCGCAAUCUUGUAAGGCUUCUCGGUUUCAGCUUAGAAGGAAGUGAAAAACUUCUUGUCUAUGAGUUUGCGCAAAAUGGAAGUCUUGACCCCUUCAUAUUUGAUCCAAAGAAGCGUACAAAUUUAUAUUGGAAUAGGCGUUAUAAAAUAAUAGGAGGUGUGGCUCGAGGACUUCUUUACCUUCAUGAAGAUUCUCGUUUGAGAAUUAUUCAUCGAGAUCUCAAAGCUAGUAACAUUCUUUUAGAUGGAGAUAUGCAUCCCAAGAUAGCAGAUUUUGGAACUGCAAGACUUUUUGUUGUUGAUCAAACUCAAGAUAAUACCAAGCGAAUAGUAGGAACAUAUGGAUAUAUGGCCCCAGAAUAUAUCCAGCAUGGACAAUUUUCAAUCAAAUCUGAUAUAUUUAGUUUUGGUGUAUUACUUUUAGAAAUAAUAAGUGGAUAGAAAAUUAGUUGUUUUCAACAAGGAGAGCAUACAGAAAACCUUUUAAGCUAUACAUGGAGACUCUGGAAGAGAGGAAAUGCUAGAAAUAUAGUAGAUCCAUUAAUGAGAGCUGGGAUAGGAAGUGAAAUAGUGAGAUGUAUUCACAUUGGACUAUUAUGUGUCCAGCAAAAUUUAGUUGACAGACCAACCAUGAAUGCUAUAGUUCUUAUGUUAAAUAGCAGCUCUGUCUCUCUCCCAUUACCCUCAAAGCCAGCUUUCUUUAUGCAUAGCAGCAUGGGAUCAAGUAUGUCAUCGCCAUCAGAUUUCAAUUCAAGAAUGAAUCAGCCUAAGAAUGAGUCUGUAAAUGAAGCUUCUAUUACUGAACCUUCCCCUCGUUAGUACUAGCUGUUGUUGAAGAUAUGUAAUUAACUUGCAUUUACAACAUGCAUAGUCUUUGUUGUCAUUUGCAUUGGGACAAUGACAUAUAGCAUUGAAAGUAUAAUAAUAAUACUAAUAAUAAAAUGUCUUCAAAGUUUGUACAUAUAUAGAAAAGAAGGAAAAACAAAUAUUCUAAGUUUGUAUCAUUUUCUACGGAUUGGAAUAUGCAGCCUAAAAUUUCCCUCAUAUUUCUUGUGUAACCAAUAACUACAAGUCAUUAAAAAAUUUAAUGUAAAUGUUUACUUGUCUAAAAAGUCACACUUAAAUCAA
Messenger RNA from Humulus lupulus (European hop), 3667 nucleotides. RefSeq names its product cysteine-rich receptor-like protein kinase 26. The record is from RefSeq and is a predicted model, not a curated record. The coding region runs from base 1352 to 2980 and encodes 542 amino acids. The transcript has 7 exons. NCBI's taxonomy places the organism in Eukaryota, Viridiplantae, Streptophyta, Magnoliopsida, Rosales, Cannabaceae. Gene Ontology annotation, biological process: protein phosphorylation. Gene Ontology annotation, molecular function: protein kinase activity; ATP binding.